Messenger RNA from Anguilla rostrata (American eel), 6201 nucleotides. It is a transcript of the gene tns3.2, whose product is annotated as tensin 3, tandem duplicate 2. Gene Ontology annotation, molecular function: protein binding. Lineage: Eukaryota; Metazoa; Chordata; Actinopteri; Anguilliformes; Anguillidae. The transcript is spliced from 27 exons. Gene Ontology annotation, cellular component: focal adhesion. Gene Ontology annotation, biological process: dephosphorylation. The coding region runs from base 720 to 4769 and encodes 1349 amino acids. The record is from RefSeq and is a predicted model, not a curated record.
AAUCCCCCGGCCGCACACCGGCGGCAGCAGCGGCACCGACACCAGCGACACCAGCGAACGCUAGCAGCAGCAGCGGCGGCAGCGGCGUCAGGAGGAGCAGGAGGAGGAGGUGGAGCAGGAGGAGGUGGUGCGCUAGCUCCCGCUCAGAGAGAGAGAGAGAGAGAGAGGGAGUCGUCUGAAGGCUUGGGAGGUUCCGUUUGCACACAGCAGACUUUUCAUAGGGCUGCCUGCCCCUCAGCGGGAUCAGUCAGGGCAAAGUACACACAGAGAGUGCUCAGUACUCUCUCUCUCUACUUCUCUCUCAUCUCAGAUCUCUUCCAGCUUAGCCUGCACUGAGAGGAUCUACAACUUUUUUUCCCCCCUUGUCCCCACACCCCCUCUCCCCAUCAACCUUCUGUGUUGCUGCUUUUCCUCCACAGAACUUUUUUGGGGAUUUUUUUUUUUUUUUUUUUUUCUGGACAUAUUUAUUUUUUGUUGCCAGUGUUACUCUGCCUGAAGGACUACUACAGCUGCGCACCAACCCCUCACCCCCGCCUCAGCCCGCCACCGCGACCCGGCACCAUCACCCAUCGAGUCCUGCGGGUAAAGCGCACAGAGGAGCCGAUCCACACGCGCCUCCCCUUCCCUCCCGCCGCAGCGCACAGAGGAGCCGAUCCACACACGCGCCUCCCCUUCCCUCCCGCCGCAGCGCACAGAGCAGCCGAUCCACACAUGCCGCGAUGGAGGAGGGAUACGAACUUGACCUGACCUACGUCACGGAGCGCGUCAUCGCCGUGUCCUUCCCCCGGGGCUGCUCGGAGGGGACCUACCUGCACAACCUGCAGGACGUCACGCGCAUGCUCCGGUCCAAGCAUGCCGACAACUACCUGGUCAUUAACCUGUCAGAGAGGAGAUACGAUCUCACCAAGAUGAAUCCCAAGACCCUGGACAUGGGCUGGCCCGACCUUCACGCCCCUCCGCUGGAUAAGAUCUGCACCAUCUGCAAGGCCAUGGAGAACUGGCUCAACGCCAACGCCCAGCACGUGGUGGUCAUCCACUGCAGGGGUGGAAAAGGCCGGAUCGGAGUGAUCAUCUCCUCCUACGUGCACUUCACCAACAUCUCAGCCAGUGCGGAUCAGGCCCUUGACCGUUUCGCCAUGAGGAAGUUCUACGACGACAAAGUUUCCGGUAUAAUGACGCCAUCACAGAAGCGGUAUGUGUGGAUCCUCCACAGCCUUCUGACUGGAGCUAUGAAGAUGAAUCCCUCCCCUCUCUUCCUGCACUACGUCGUCCUGCAUGCAGUGCCCAAUUUUGACAGCAACGGAGUCUGUCAGCUGUAUCUGAAAGUCUACCAGGCCAUGCAGGCCGUUUACACAUCAGGAAUUUACCACAUUGGACCGGGACAUAAAAGCAGAGUUUGCAUGGCCCUGGAGCCAGCCCAGAUGCUGAAAGGAGACAUUAUGAUUAAGUGUUACCAUAGAGACGUGCGUGUGCCCAGCCGGGAGGCGGUGUUCCGUCUCCAGUUUCACACGGGCGCGGUCCAGGGCCGCAGCCUCGUCUUCCAGAAGAGCGACCUUGAGCACGCCAACAGCGAUCCCAGAUUUUUGGAUUACGGGAAAGUGGAGCUGGUGUUUUCGGAAAGUCCGGAGAAGAUACAAGGCUGCGACCGCUGGCAGAACGGGCCGGACGUAACCGUGGACUACAACACCGCCGACCCGCUGAUCCGAUGGGACUCCUACGAGACCGUCCCCUCCGAAGCAGAAGUGCCGCACGCCCAGGGCCCGGUUGAUGGGAGUCUGUACGCCAAGGUGAGGAAGAAGAGCGUGGACGGAGCGCCGCCGGUGACCAGUAGCCCCGACCACAGCGAGCACGCCCUGUCCACGGGCAGCGAUUCGGGCCACUCCAGCGCCUCCCUGUGGACCAAGCGGGGCCCCAGCCGGCAGGAGCGGGCCCAGCUGAAGCGCCUGCUGAGCGGCAUCGGGCUGGACGCCGACCCCGAGCCCCCGGGCGGCAUGGCGGAGCGCAAGGCCCCUGCGGCGGCGGCGGCGGCGAUGGCGGAGGGGGGCGGGGUCCUGCACGUGGUCCCCGCCCAGGUGCACGUGAACGGCGGCGCCCCCGGAGCCCGGGAGCGCGAGACGGACAUCCUGGACGACGAGGUGGCGUCGCACGACCUGCGGAGCGCGGACAGCAUCGGCACGCUCUCCUCCUCCGACGGGCCCGGCUCCCACCGGUUCGGCUGCCACAAGAGCAGCCAGAACUCGCUGCUGUCCGACGGCUUCGGCUGCCCCCCGGGAGAGGACCCCCACGCGCCGCUGGGCGCGGCCGAGGACUACGAGCGCGUCUUCGCCGAGCCCAAACCCAGGGGCCCCGCCCCCGGCCCCCAGACCGCCUCCCCCAAGCCCCAGGACUUCGGCCAGGGGAGCUACUCCACGCACACCUGGGUGCGGCAGCAGCAGAUGGUGGCCGCCCAGCAGUACCCGUACCUUCCGGCCGAAAGCGAGGCCGGCUCCCCCAGAGCGGCCGCAGUCGUGCAGGCGCCCACCAGGGGGCGCAGCAGCGCGGAGGCGGUGCAGAGGGCCAGGAGCGUGGAGCCGCCGCCGCCGCCGGCUUCCCCCGGCAGGGAGGACGAGCUCACGGCGCUCGCCGUGGACAUCGACGAGUCCAUCGACCAGCUCAAUCAGCUGAUCAUGGACCUGGACCCCACGUUCGUGCCCAUUCCCACGCGCUCAAACUCGGUCAAGAAGGAUGGGAGGGGCCACGCGAACGGACCCGCCUCCGUCUGCACCAACGGCGUGAGCCGCAUGCACAGUACGGAGGACGUGCAUCCCAGCAUGCACCAGUCAGUGGGAGUGACCGGUGAUGUCAUAGUGGGAGGGGACAGGACCCGGAGCCUGAGCCGGCAGGGCAGUGAUGUCACAGACCACCCAGGGUUCCGGACUCCGGGGUGGAGCACCCCAGAGAAGUUCCAGAAUUCGCCGCUCUACACGCCCGGCCUGACGCCCUCCGAGAGGGGAAUCCUGUACCGGAGUGACAGUGUGGGGUACAGGGGACACUCUGAGGACCUGGACUGCAGGGUGGAAGCGGGCAGCGACGCGGUCCCCCCCACCCCCGCCUUCCCCGUCUCCCCCCCGACGCCGUACGUGCAAAACAUGGCGGAGUUCUGCAUGGCGAAGGCCUCAGCCCAGCCUGGCGGACGCUACGAGGCUUACCGGACGGCGCACGAAUCCCGGAGUUACAUGGAGAACAUAAACCACACGCCGGGCUCCACGGACGGGGACCUCUUCUGCUCUGAGGUGUCGGUCACCCCCACCUCGUGCCAGAGACCGUUUGGGUCGAUACGCGCCGUGACCACCAGCAGCCCCCUAUCACAGGUCGACAGCCCUUCUGCGGGACAGCCGUGGCAGGACGGUGCCGCCAAGCCCCCCCUGAAUCACCAGUACACCCCCCACUACCCCGGCCCCCUGGACUACCCCAGAGUGGGCGGGGGCUCGGACGGCCAGCACUCCCCCCUGCUGUCCCACCCCGCCCCGAACUGCCACAGCUCCCCCAGGGGGGGGUCCCGGAGCCAGGGCAAGGCCGCCCUGAACCUCCCCAGCUUCGAGGAGCAAGAGGACAGCGGACUGGGCCCGGGACCCCUGGACCUGUCCUCCCUGCUGGAGGGGGCCGGGCUGGAGCGCAGCCUGCUGGCGGCCGUGGACGGGCUGGGUCGCAUGGGCCUGGGGGGCGCGCAGCCGCCCCUCCCCGAGAAGAAGAGGGUGUCGGAGGGCGAUCAGUCGCUAGGGUCCCGCUCGCCGUCGCUCAGCGGAUUCUCCAGCCCAAACAGCGGCAGCACCGUCAGCAUCCCCUUCCCCAACACCCUGCCCGACUUCUCCGCCCGCGUCCUCAGCGCCUCCUCGCCCCUGCCAGAUGCGUGCGCCAGCAAGCAGGAGACCGUGAAGUUCGUGCAGGACACGUCCAAAUUUUGGUACAAGCCGGACAUCUCCAGAGACCAAGCCAUCGCCGUGCUCAAGGACAAAGAGCCGGGCUCCUUCAUCGUGCGGGACAGCCACUCUUUUCGGGGGGCCUACGGGCUGGCCAUGAAGGUGGCCACGCCCCCGCCGUCCGUCCUGCAGCAGAGCAAGAGAGUGGGAGACCUGUCCACUGAGCUGGUCAGACACUUCCUGAUCGAGUGCACGCAGAAAGGAGUGAGACUGAAGGGCUGCCCAAACGAGCCUUACUUCGGGAGCCUCACGGCGCUGGUCUGUCAGCACUCCAUCACCCCGCUAGCUCUGCCCUGCAGGCUCAUCAUCCCAGACCGAGAUCCUCUGGAGGACAUCGUAGAGUCGCCUGCACAGUCAGCCACAAACUCCGCUACAGAGCUUCUGAAGCAGGGAGCAGCCUGUAACGUGUGGUUUCUGGGCUCGGUGGAGAUGGAGUCUCUCACGGGCUCCCAGGCGGUCCAGAAGGCCGCCAGCGUGACUCUGGCCAUGGACCCGCCCCCCACGUCCACGGUGGUCCACUUCAAAGUGUCCGCGCAGGGCAUCACCCUCACCGACAACCAGAGGAAACUCUUCUUCCGGAGGCACUACGCAGUCAACACCGUCAUAUUCUGUGCUCUGGACCCACAGGACAGGAAGUGGAUGAGAGAUGGCUGCACCUCUGCAAAGAUUUUCGGGUUCGUGGCGAGGAAGACGGCGAGCGGGACGGAGAACGUGUGCCACCUGUUCGCCGAGCACGACCCCGAGCAGCCGGCCAGCGCCAUCGUCAACUUCGUCUCCAAGGUGAUGAUCGGCUCCCAGAAGAACAAGUAGGACUGCCACCCCCCCCCCCAACGCCCCCCCCCCAAAAAAAAACACCAACCGGCUUCAAUCGGUGGGUCGAAGAGACACUGCCACAGGCGUGCGUAAAUGCUGACGGUCCCUGGGAGGAGAGAAAGAAGGGUGGCAUCUUCGCCAUUAGAUGCACGAGAGAGAAGAGAAGAGAAGAGUCUGCUCCUAAACCAUCGGACGCAGGAGAACGCCCAGCAGACCGGUGAGAUCUUUCCUAAAAGGGACCCUCCGCAGGACGCAGAGAGGGAAUUUAGCGUCACGUCUAAUGUGUAUUUAUUUGCUGGAGAGGGGUGAAAUAAAAGCAUGCACGUCUACACUGACUGCAGGGUUCAUAGUAAAACUCACAUUGCAUUUCCAUUUAAGGCUCACAGAUUAGGCAUUAAGUUGGACGUUAAAUUGGUUUCAUGAGCAACAAUGGUGACCCAAAUUUUUUAAAAUACUGCAUUAAAACAUUUUCAAUUUUUUUUUUUUUACUGUAGUGUACCAUGGAAAAAUAAAACAAUAACCGAGGAGUAUUUCUGUAUUUGAACCCUAAUAUAUUUUAUUACAAGAUGAAAUUAUUUCCUUUACAGUGAUUUGAGAAGUUCACGUAGAAAUAGAUAUUGACGAUAACCCUUUAUGAUAAAUGGAAUUAUAUAGUGUGCUAUUUAUAUAAAGCAUAAUUUGCCUUUUAACAAGUUUGUAUCAGCCACAAUAUUUAUCAUUAUUCCCAUGUGUAUAAUUCUUUUAUAAAAAAUACAUAUUCAAUAUUAUGUUUUGUAUAUUUACAGUUCAUCAAAGUGAUGAAAAACAUGAAAAAAACUGUGCUGUUUGGUGGAAACGUUCUGCGAUUUGUUCGCUAUACUCUAAUAACCGUAUUUACUACAACGCAUUCCUAACCAAAGCAAGGUAGGCUGUAAUAAAUGGUUUAACCCUCAGUAUAUGCAAACUGGUUUGUAACUUAAAGCUACCCCUACUAAUGCAGACAAAUUUUGACCUGAUGGACAGUUCAUAAUGAACAUACAUUUGUACAGCUGAGUAACAUGACAAUGAAAGUCUUUUUUAAUACAUUUCAGAGGUAGUAAUAUUGCAGGUUAAAUAUAUAUAUAUAUAUUUUUGGACCUUAUUUCCUUAAGAACAUUGUAAAAUAUAGGUUUCCCAAUAGAAUCUAUAUACUUGAUGCAUUUUCCAUAUUAUGUUUAAGUUUGGACAGGAACUAUGAAGUGUUUUUUCUUUUUUUUAAAGAAAAACAAUGAACCCUCCCUGUUAAAGCUGCAUUUGUCCUGUGUUGGUGUUUAUUUUGCCUUGUGUGUGACAUGAAUAUCCUGUAAAAAGAAAACACACACAUAUGUAUUUGUUUUGUAAAUUAAUGCUGUAUAGUUAUUUCUUAUACCACCUGCGCAUUUUCAAAUUACAAUAAAACUCAUUCACAAGA